Messenger RNA from Centruroides sculpturatus (bark scorpion), 1145 nucleotides. RefSeq names its product cathepsin L1-like. The record is from RefSeq and is a predicted model, not a curated record. The transcript has 9 exons. Lineage: Eukaryota; Metazoa; Arthropoda; Arachnida; Scorpiones; Buthidae. Gene Ontology annotation, cellular component: lysosome. The coding region runs from base 62 to 1057 and encodes 331 amino acids. Gene Ontology annotation, molecular function: cysteine-type endopeptidase activity.
UAGAUAUUAGAAGCGAGAAAGCGAGAAGACAUUUUCGUAAAUCGAUUUCGACAGCAGCGUGAUGAAUGUAUUUGCCUUCAUAUUUCUUUCGGUCGUAGUCGCUAUUCGAUCGAAAGAUUUUAAUCCUCGACUCGAUGGCCAUUGGCAAACUUUUAAGAGAAGGUUUAACAAAUACUACGGGGAGAACGAAGAAAUUGCCAGGAGAUUCGUCUGGGAAGAAAAUGUCGAUUACAUUAUCAAGCAUAAUCUAAAUCGCUACUUGGGACUGCAUUCUUAUACGCUUGGACUGAACGAAUAUAGUGAUAUGUCACGCGAAGAAUUCGUAAGAAGAAUGAACGGAGUGAAAAGAAACGCUAACAAAAGUGUCGGACCCGCUUAUAAUUACCUGAAUUUGUCGAAUGUAAUUCUACCGGAUGAGGUCGAUUGGAGAGAAGAAGGACUCGUUACCGAAGUUAAAAAUCAAAAACAAUGUGGUUCCUGCUGGGCUUUCUCAACCACGGGCGCUCUGGAAGGACAACAUAAAAAGAAGACCGGCCGACUGGUUUCUCUAAGUGAACAAAAUUUGAUAGACUGUACUUUGAACGAAGGCAAUUACGGAUGCUCCGGUGGUUUCUAUGAUCACGCAUUUGAGUAUGUGAAAAAUAAUGGAGGCAUUGACACCGAACGUUCUUAUCCGUAUGAAGCAAAAGAAGAUAAAUGCAGAUUUAAACGCCAAAAUAUUGGUGCCACGUGUAUGGGUUUUGUCAGUCUUCCGCCAGGCGAUGAAGAAAUUUUGAAACAAGCGGUAGCAACUAUUGGUCCAAUCUCGGUCGGAAUCGAUGGCAGUACGUGGAGUUUCCAAUUAUACAAGGAAGGAAUCUACGACGAUGACAAUUGCAGCAAUGAACACAUAGAUCAUGCAGUUUUAGUGGUCGGAUACGGAACUGAAAACGGCAAGGAUUAUUGGCUGGUUAAAAACAGUUGGGGAACCAGUUGGGGUAUGCAAGGUUAUGUUAAAAUGGCCAGAAAUAAAAACCAAUGCGGUAUUGCCACUCAUUCUAGUUAUCCACUAGUAUAAGUAUGUAAAUAUUCAUCUUGGACUUUAGUUCUGUUUACUAUGGCAAUUUCCAAUUCGUGGAUUACGUUAUCUAGUUCAUUAAUAAAUC